AGCAGCUGGGGCCUGAUGUCUUCUAGUGAGAAGCAGCUAUCUGGGCCUCCUGCUCGGCCCAGGGCACCACACCCCACGGCCAGCCUCUUCCCCCCUCCUGCUCCUCAGCCCCACCAAGCUGGGCCCCAGAGGAGGAGGAGGAGCUUUGGCCCAGGGUAUAAAAGGCUCCAGCCCUGGAAGGAGCUCCAGCUCAGCCCAGAAGGUUUUCUCCAGCAGCCGAGAGAAACACAGCCAGCCAUCAUGGUGCACUGGACCGCCGAAGAGAAGCAGCUCAUCAACACUUGCUGGAGCAAAGUGGACGUGGCCGCCUUGGGUGGGGAUGUCCUUGUCUGCUUGCUGUCCGUCUUCCCCUGGACCCAGAGAUUCUUCCCUACCUUUGGGGACCUCUCCAGCCAUGCCGCCAUCUGUGCCAACACCAAAGUCAAGCAGCACGGCCACAAGGUCCUGGCCUCCUUCGGAGAGGCCAUCAAGAACCUGGACAAGAUCAAGGAGACCUUUGCCAAGCUGAGCGAGCUGCACUGCGACAAGCUCCACGUGGACCCCGUCAACUUCGGGCUCUUGGGCGAGGUCCUCAUCACCAUGCUGGCCGCGCGCUUUGGGAAGGAAUUCACCCCUGCUUACCACCACGCCUUCCACAAGCUGGUCAAGGUGGUGGCUCAUGCGCUGGCCCACCGGUACCACUGAGGCACCCCCAGGGAGAAGCGGCUGCCUCCUGCUGGUCUCGCCACCCACCGGGUGGGGUGGGGGACACCCCUUCCUGCCCCCAUGUGACGCUUGACCCUCUAAUAAAUCCUUCCUCUGCAAUCUGA
Podarcis raffonei (Aeolian wall lizard) is the source of this 809-nucleotide messenger RNA. Its product is annotated as hemoglobin subunit beta-1-like. NCBI's taxonomy places the organism in Eukaryota, Metazoa, Chordata, Lepidosauria, Squamata, Lacertidae. Gene Ontology annotation, molecular function: heme binding; organic acid binding; haptoglobin binding. Gene Ontology annotation, cellular component: haptoglobin-hemoglobin complex; blood microparticle; hemoglobin complex. The record is from RefSeq and is a predicted model, not a curated record. Gene Ontology annotation, biological process: oxygen transport; hydrogen peroxide catabolic process.